UAGUCAAGCAGGAGUUUUAUUAUAAUAGAUACGCUAAACAACCCCCAACUUUUCGGGAAAAAAAAUAUGAAUCCAAUUAUUCUUUCUCCAUGAAAGUGGAGAAGUCCAACGAAUCUUAGCUUCUUAAUCACGCUACUUUCUUCGUCGUAUUUCUCUCGUCGUCGCUACCUCUUCCGUUAUUAGAUCUUCGAAGCGUGUUUCUCCCUUCAUUUUGUUUGUUUCGCUUUUCUUUUUCUUUAAAUUUUCAGUUAUGUUCUUAUGAGCAAAUGAAGGGCCCCCAAAAGUAACACUUUUUCUUUUUCGGCUUUUGUUGUGCUUCCUAUUUAAUGAUUGCUGUGGUGUAUGUUUUAUUGAUGGAGAGAGUGCCUGCGUUUACCCAACUGUUAAAGAAAGGAGAACUUAUAUAGAUUAACCAUUUGUUACUGCCUUAUUGAUCAGCUCAUAUUUAGCUCUUUAGCACAAAGAUAGAAGGCUAUGCAAUGGAGUCUACCUCUCAGGAAAUGAAUACGACUAACCAACCCGGUCACAAACCUUCGUUCUCGGCUUUGAUCGAUGCUAUCGCAUUGCAAGAACAAUGUUUUGAACAGUCGCUAGCUAGUCAACAGCUUUGGGCCAAACAGCUUGCUAAUGAACAGGAGGCAAAGAUAAAAGCAACUGUUCAGAAAAUCACAGUGGAUGCUGCUGAAGUUGAUGAAAUUCUUAAAGGGAAAAACAUUCUUACAUCAGAUGUGAAACCAGAAGGGUUUAACUCCAAAAGUGAGGAAGGGGAGCGUCAAUCACAGCCUCCAUGUGGGCAAUUUUCAACAUCGAGAUCCCGAUCUACCUCUCUCGUCCGGUAUCCAGAACCAGAUGUUUACGAGGAAAAUAGAAAGUAUUCCCCAAGAGAUCAUGUCAGCAAGAGGGAUCUUGGCUAUUUCAACUCUGACAUCCGAUAUAAUCGUUACAAGGACCAACAGAGACCAAAUUCCCAGAGUUUCAAAUACCAACCAGGUGAUGGUAGAGGCAGAGCUUAUCGUAGGGCAUCGAGAAGUCCUGAGGCUGACACUAACCCUCACUAUGGAAGGUCUAUUGAUAGCAGAAAGCAUAGAGAAAGAAGAGGUGCAUCACCCUUGGAAAGAAGCUGGAAAAGGGAAAGAUCUCCAUCAAAAUCAACGUCUCAGAGAUAUUGCCAUGAGGAUUCUAAUUUCGGAAGGUCGGGGAGUUUCAGAUACCAGUCGGGUGAUGAUACUGGCAGAAACUAUCAUACAGUGUACCAAAGACCCACUGAUGUCGAUAUCCCCCACGAUAGUAGGUUUAUUGAUAGCAGAAAACAUAGAGAAAGGAGUGGUUCAUCGCAUAUGGAAAGAAACUGGAAAAUGAAAAGGAGAUCUCCAUCUAAACCUAAGCAUCAGAGUUAUUUCGACAAGGACUCCCAUAGUUUCAGAUGCCAGCCGGGUGACAGUAGAACCAAAAGUUAUGACAGUAACCCUCACCAUGGAAGGUCUAUUGAUAGCAAAAAGCAUAGAGAAAAGAGAGGUGCAUCACCCUUGGAGAUUGGUAGGAGUCACAAGAGUAGACAUCUUUCAGCGGAAGACCGAAAAGAUGGUUACAGAGACAACGGUGAUGAGAAGAUUAGUGAGCCUACAGGUGGCAGGAGUGGAUGUCAGAGUAAGCCAACCGUGGAUGAAACUUUGGAGAAAACACUAUAUUAGGUACUAGCUUAUGUCGUUUUAAAGCAACUUUUCGUCCCUAGUAGAACAUUGUUUAGUCUUCCUGUUGGGUAAUGUUUCUUUGGUAGUACUCAGUAAUGUGGUACUUACUAAAAACAUUUUCUUAUUUUGGUUUUAUGUACUAUUCGGUCAAUGGAUUAACAUUGGAGCAAUAGAAAAACAAACCCUUUUGAGCCA
Gossypium arboreum is the source of this 1886-nucleotide messenger RNA. RefSeq lists its product as uncharacterized. The coding region runs from base 480 to 1691 and encodes 403 amino acids. NCBI's taxonomy places the organism in Eukaryota, Viridiplantae, Streptophyta, Magnoliopsida, Malvales, Malvaceae. The transcript has 4 exons. The record is from RefSeq and is a predicted model, not a curated record.